Molecule: messenger RNA, 3726 nt
Organism: Sorex fumeus (smoky shrew)
Lineage: Eukaryota; Metazoa; Chordata; Mammalia; Eulipotyphla; Soricidae
Product: complement factor H-like
Exons: 18
Coding region: 14-3241 (1075 amino acids)
Source: RefSeq, a predicted model, not a curated record
CUGGUAAAUUCUAAUGAAACAAAUACAAGUCUGGAGAGCACAACUGAAGUGUUCCUGUGACUAUCCCCUGGGAAUUGUUAACAUGCACUUGCUGACUAUCGUCCUUCUCACUGUGUGGGCUUCCUGUGUCCAAGGACAAGGAGGAACUUGUGACUUUCCCAAAAUAAGACAUGGAAGCAUAUAUAAUGAAAACAGACAUGAGCAACAGUUCCCAGUUGCUAUUGGAAAAAAUGUCUACUACUCCUGUGAACAGAGCUUUGCAUCUCCAAAACAGUCAGUCUGGACACGAAUCGAGUGUACAGCAGAAGGAUGGUCCCCAGCUCCACUGUGCCUCAGACACUGUGUUUUGCCUUCUGUGGAACAUGGCCACUCUGAUUACUCACAAGUAAUACAUUUGGAAGGCGAAACUGUGAAAAUUACCUGUGAUAUAGGCUACAAUCUCCCAAAUAAUCAGAGGAGUAUUACAUGUACAGAAAGUGGCUGGUCCACUGAGCCUAUAUGCAUUCCGUACUUCAAACCUUGUGAUUUUCCAAACAUACCACAUGGAGCCCUACAUGAGGAAAGCAGACACAGACCAUACUUUCCAGUACCUGUAGGAAAACAGUUCUACUAUCACUGUCAUGAAAAUUUUGCGACGCCUUCCGACAGAACCUGGGAAUACAUCAGGUGCACAAUAACAGGAUGGAAGCCAGAAGUGCCUUGCCGCAGAAAAUGCCUCUUUAGUUAUUUGGAAAAUGGAAAGUGGAUAUGGAUAACAAAAGCAUAUUACCAGGGUGAAUCUGUGAUACCUCAGUGCAAUAAUGGCUUUGGUCUUCCAAAUGGGGAGAAAGUAAUGAAAUGUACAGAGGAUGGCUGGUCCCCUCCUGCCAGAUGCGUGCGUAUCAAAACAUGUUCAGAAAUAGAAAUUCAGAAUGGUUUUUUUUCUGAAACUACUACUGAAUAUUCCUUAAAUAAGGAAGCACAAUACAAGUGCAAACCAGGAUAUGCAACAGCAAAUGGUAAAACUUCAGGAACAAUUAUAUGUCAGGAAAAAGGAUGGUCAGCUCAACCUGAAUGUAUUAAAUCUUGUGAGAGGCCGAGAUUUGAGAAUGCAUUAAGUAAAAGAAAUGGCACAUGGUUUAUGCUCCAUGACCAGCUGGAGUAUGAAUGCAAACCUGGCUAUGAAAACAGAGCAGGACGGAGCAGUGGUUCCAUAAUCUGUCAGCACAAUGGUUGGUCUGAACAACCUGUAUGCCUUGAAAAAGAAUGCACUGUCCCGAUGUUAGAUGAACACAUAUUUGCUAUGCCUUCAAAACAAAAAUAUAAAAUCGGAGAGGUGUUGAAAUUCUUUUGUAGAAUUAAACCUGUGAGAGUUGGACCAGACUCAGUUCAAUGUUAUCACUUUGGAUGGUCUCCUAAUAAUACAACAUGUAGAGAUUAUGCCAAAAAUUGUGGUUCCCCGCCUUCACUUUUGAAUGGAAAAUUGACAGAAAUGGAGAGAGACGUCUAUAAACACAAUGCCGUGUUGGAAUAUGUUUGUGAUCCUCAGUUUCUGAUGAAGGGUUCCAAGAAGAUUCAGUGUGUUGAUGGAGAUUGGACACCUCUGCCUAUGUGCAUUGCGGAGAAGCGUACAUGCAAAGAUAAACCUGAACUUGAGAAUGGCUUUGCUGAACCUUCUGCUCCUCUUUAUUAUCAUGGAGAUUCAGUCGAGUUCAGUUGCACAGUUGGAUUUACAAUGAUUGGAGAGAAAUCAACUACAUGUUUCCGUGGAAGAUGGACCCAACUUCCUAAAUGCAUUGCAACAAAUAAACUUAAGAAGUGUAAAAAAACAAGACUAAUUUCAUCUAAUUCAAGUUUACGUUCUAAGAAUUUCUUUGAUCAUAAUGACAAUGUAAAUUACACGUGUGAUAAUAAAUCAGAAAUGAAAUUCUCAACGUGCAUAAAUGGAGAAUGGGAUCCUGAAAUAAGCUGCAAAGAUAAACCAAUACAAGUAUGCCCACCUCCACCUCAGAUUCCCAAUAGUCAAAUUAUGACCACCACAGUCAAUUACCAGGAUGGAGAAAAAAUAUCAAUUCUCUGCCAAGAAAAUUAUCUAAUCCAGGAAUCAGAAGAAAUGGAGUGCAAAAAUGGAACCUGGGUGUCAGUACCACGCUGUGUAGAAAAACGUCCAUGUUCUGAACCACCUCAGAUUGCACAUGGGAACAUUACAUCAGCUAGAUCUUCACUAGGGCCUAAAGUUUACCCACAUGGCACCAUACUGAAUUACACUUGUCAAGCUGGCUUUAGGAUAUAUGAAGAAGACAACAAGAUAACGUGCUCCAUGGGACAAUGGAGUUCUCCACCUCAGUGUGUAGGACUUCCUUGUGGACCUCCACCUCCUAUUUCUCAUGCUCUACUUCCAUUCCACAAGGGAGAUGGUUACCAAUACGGAGAAGAAUUUACAUACAGCUGUUCUGAAGGUUAUGGAAUUGAUGGACCUGCAACAGCAAAAUGUUUAGGCGAAAAAUGGUCCAGUCCACCAGAAUGCAUAAAAACAGAUUGCUCAAACUUACCCGAAUUCCCUAACACCAUGCUCAUAGGUUCAAAGAAAAGCUCCUAUAAGUCAGGAGAAAAGGUGACUUAUAAAUGUUCAUAUAAUUACCAACUAGAUGGACCCAAUUUUGCACAAUGUGUUAACAGCAAAUGGAUAGGAGGACCAACAUGCCGAGAUGUUUCUUGUGGUCGUCCGCCCAUGGUUGAACAUGCUGUCACACGAAAUGAUAUGGGGAGCUACCCACCUGGUACACGAGUAUAUUAUGAAUGUGAAAAACCUUUUAAACUCUAUGGAGAAUCAGGAGAAGUGCAGUGUUUAAAUGGUUUCUGGACAAAACCUCCUCAGUGUAAAGACUCUGUAGGAAAAUGUGGUCCCCCCCCAUCUAUAGAAAAUGGAGAUACUACUUCAUACCAAGUCGGUGAAUAUGCUCCGGAAUCAAAAGUUGACUACCAAUGCCAAGCCCAUUAUGUACUCCAGGGAGACAGGACUAUAGUAUGCCGCAAUGGGCAGUGGUCAGAACCACCUAGAUGCCUAACUCCCUGUGUAAUAUCAGAAGACCUUUUGAAUGAACAUAAUAUAAUAUUCCGAUGGGCAGAAGAAAGGAAACUGUAUUCCGAGUCAGGGGACACUGUUGAAUUUGAUUGUAAAAGGGGAUAUCGUAGAAAGUCAUAUGAAUCAUUUAGAAAAACCUGUUACAAUGGAAAGAUAAUAUAUCCCACUUGUGUGUAAAAUAAUGUUUCUAGUGCAUUAUUAUCUAGAAAUUUAAAAUAUCUACAUUUAUUAUAAAAUUUCAACAGUAAUCCAUUCUUAUCAACUCAUUCUUAAAGUUUAAAUUUUAUUCAUAAAUUCGCAAGUUAUGUUACACAUUAUGUGGAUCAUGCAAUUUUAAUCUGAGCGACCAGUAAAUUACAUUUUAAAUGUAGUACAUUAAAAGUUUGUAAAAAAUAAUGCAUGUAUCCUAUUUUUAAAACGUCUAUUUUUUUUAAAUUUGAUGUAGAAUCUUUUCUGCCUGCUUUCAUCUGUCAUUCUUCUAAUAUUAUCCCACCUCUGUCUCUAAGUUCCAGGGAUUUCUGAAACUCUAUUUCAAAGAAACUGUAGGAAUAUUCAUGUUUUCAAAAUGAUAUCAAUAACAAACACUUAAAACUCAGGCUAAAUUAAAUGUCUAUGUUAAGAAUAAAAUAUAAAUAGCUCACUUUUGUUUAUUUAUAACUAGA